AUGAGUGAAUACAAAGAGAGAACUCCACGAUUCCAAUUCAGUGGAGAACCUGAAGACUACAAUACCUUUGGAUUGAAGUACGUAGCAAGAGCUAGCGUCAAAAGAUUCGACGGAGUGAUCACUGGAGAAGUGACUCUACGAACCAAACCAGAGAUGGAUGCUGAAACUGACGCAGCAAAGAUUAAGGAAGACGAGGAGAUCAGCGAGAUGAACAUCAAAGCCUUCAGUGACUCGAUGAUCAGCAUGAAUACUGACACGGCAGAAGGAAAGGUUGCUUUCAAUUUGGUAGCCGGAAGCAGAGACAAAGUCAACUACCCAAAAGGAAACGCGAAAGAAGCAUGGGACAAGUUGAAGGAUGAGUAUGAGCCAAAGACGAUCACCUCGUACAUCAAGAUGAAGAGCAAGCUAAACAAGUGUCACCUUGAGAAGUUUGCUAAUCCAGCUUCGUGGAUCACCGAACUCAGCAAGAUUUGUGUCCGUUUGGAAGAGAUGAAGCACCCAGUAAGUGAAGAGGACCAAUUCAUUCACAUCAUUGGAAGUUUGCCUUUGAAGUACAGACAAGAGCAAAAGGACUUCGAGAAAAUGAUGAAAGCGAACACACUCACCAUUAAGUACAUCAAGGAAGAACUGAAUUCUGCACACGAGGACUUCGCCAAUGCAACAGAAGGUGAUGACGACGACGAAGACAAAGAAGACAAAGAUGUCGCUUUGGUAACUGGUCAAUUCAAAGGCAACUGCAACAACUGUGGAAAGUAUGGACACAAGAAGCUAACUUGCCCUGAACUAACACAAGCGACACGACAAGGAGGCGAAAGGAAGCAGAACAACGGUGGCAGACAUCGAUACAAUGGAGGUGGACGAGGAGCUUUCCUUGGAACCUGUUUCCACUGUGGUAUCAGAGGCCACAAGAAGCAUGAAUGCAGAAGAAACCCAGAGAACCGAAACAACGGCACCACUGGCAACAAUGGUAACAACAACAACAGCAACAACAACGAUGAUGAUGACGACGAUGUUGCUGAGGUAAUGCUGAUGGCAACAGAGACACUUAUUGCCCCAGCGGAGCCAACACAGAAAAAGAACUUUUGGUUCGAGUGGAAUGAAGAAUGCGAAGAGAGUGAUUGUGAAGAUGAAGAAGUAGAUGAUGAAGUGAUCGUGCAUACUAUCGUGGAAGAUCCAAACGACAAAGUUCACGAGCACGGAAAUUUCCUUCACGAUGAUUUCUUUGAUAAUUUUAUGGCGAACUUCGGACAAAAUGAUUGCGACGCGAAAAACGACGAGACAUUCCACGCGACAAAGCCUACAAGUGAAUACGCUUUUGUCACAGAAGAGAUUGAGAUCAAACGCUAUUCUGAUGUUGACGGAUCUGGUACAUACGAUUCAGAUGGGGACGAGAUCCCACAACUAGUGGAACGGACGAUGAAGGCUAAGCACUACGCAUCAGACGAAUGGGACCAUAAUAACGGAAUGCACGAAUACAACUCAGACUCAGACGACUCUGACGAUGAUGACAUUCCACCACCUUUGGUCAGCAGACAUGGUAUUGUCCAUGGACAUGAUGAGGUAUGA
Molecule: messenger RNA, 1566 nt
Organism: Cylindrotheca closterium
Lineage: Eukaryota; Bacillariophyta; Bacillariophyceae; Bacillariales; Bacillariaceae
Source: the annotation of a GenBank genome assembly